Messenger RNA from Actinia tenebrosa (Australian red waratah sea anemone), 2357 nucleotides. RefSeq names its product S-adenosylmethionine-dependent nucleotide dehydratase RSAD2-like. Gene Ontology annotation, cellular component: lipid droplet; endoplasmic reticulum membrane. Gene Ontology annotation, molecular function: 4 iron, 4 sulfur cluster binding; catalytic activity. Gene Ontology annotation, biological process: defense response to virus. NCBI's taxonomy places the organism in Eukaryota, Metazoa, Cnidaria, Anthozoa, Actiniaria, Actiniidae. The record is from RefSeq and is a predicted model, not a curated record.
GAAAUAUGAAUCUUCACGGGUCGUUCGUUUAGCAUUUUUGAAUACGUAUGUCGGCCAUGAUAGAAGGGUAAAAAGGUGAAGAAUUUGCCAACGCAUUUAUCUUUAAGCGUAUUAGAUUCCCUUUGACUUAUAAAAACUGUAAGCAGGACUAAAGUAUUGAGCACAGCUUUUGGAUCAUAAUUGUGCAGGAGAACAUGAAACCUUUAAGCGUAAACUAUCAUUUUACUAGACAAUGCAACUAUCAUUGUGGCUUCUGCUUUCAUACUGCCAAGACAUCGUUUGUUUUACCACUGGAAGAUGCCAAGAAAGGACUAAAAAUGCUCACGGAAGAAGGAAUGGAAAAAAUCAAUUUUUCUGGUGGGGAGCCAUUUCUUUACAAAAGAGGCAAGUUCUUGGGUGAACUAGUGCAGUAUUGCAAGCAAGACCUAUGUUUACCAAGUGUCAGCAUUGUUAGCAAUGGUAGUCUAGUCACAGAAAAGUGGUUCGACACAUACGGAGAGUACCUGGAUAUAUUUGCGGUGUCAUGUGACAGUUUCGAUGAGGAAACCAAUAGGAUAAUUGGACGUCAGCAAGGAAAGAAAAAUCACUUGGAAAGCCUUUACCGAGUUCGUGACUGGUGUGCUAAAUAUAAGGUGGCAUUCAAACUUAACACGGUGGUGAACGUCCACAACAAAGAUGAAGACAUAUACAAAAUCAUCUGGCCUUUUUCGUACAUGUUCUAGGUAUUUCAGUGCCUUUUGAUUGGAGGAGAGAACGCAGGAGAAACGGCAUUACGUCGAGCAGAAAAUAUGGUAGUCAGUGAUGAAGAGUUUCAAGCGUUUCUUGACCGCCAUUCCUCAGUCACGUGUUUGGUGCCCGAAUCCAAUAAACAGAUGAAAGACUCAUAUUUGAUGCUGGAUGAAUAUAUGCGUUUUCUGGAUUGCAGCAAGGGCAACAAAGACCCUUCUCGCUCUAUCCUGGAUGUCGGUGUUCAGAAUGCACUGUUGUUCAGCGGGUUUGACGAGGAAAUGUUUUUCAAAAGGGGAGGGAAAUAUACUUGGAGCAAAGCAGACCUAAAACUUGACUGGUGAACAUUCGGUGCAUUACUAUUAUGCAAAUACUUUAAAAAAGGUUGGCGAAGGUUUUGUUGCAUAUUGCACGUUGUAUGUUUACAUUGUAUGUUUCACUACAUGRGCUAUGUGAAUUUGAUAAGCGAAAGGUCACCACGACAUGGAGUUUUCCUUAAUCGUCUGCACAUUUUUCUGAUCUAUUUCCUUUGUGCUGACAUUAGUUCCAUACGAACAUAAUGCAUUCUAAGCUAAGUAAAUAGCAAGCAAAAUAACAUGCAACAUGCAACGAAACCUUCAGAUACUUUUUUUUGAAAUAGAUGUAUAUGUCUUGGGCUUGUUAGAACUUAUUAUAAGCACCCCUAUAUUGACGUAUAAUUUUUUUAUGGACAAUUACCACAAACAUUACACAAACMUAUCAGUUUAUCCACCAACACAAUYUUUUAUUUCUAGUUAAUUAUUUACGUAGUUAACUUUAUAUAACAAACGUUAGUUUGCAAACGCUUAAUGGUUAGAGUGCCUGGCAGUAUACCGGAUCGGACGUCAGGCGCUUUCUAUCCUAAUCUGAGAUGAAUUAUGACAAGGAGGAUCUAGGAAUCGGAGAAAGGGAAAAGAGGAAGGGAACCUCGUUAAGCCUCAUAGAGACUUCUAUGACUAACCGAAAUAAAAGGGAGGGCCGCGACCGCUUGGGCUCACCCAUAAAUCCGCCAUGUUUUCUAAUUUCUAGUUCCUUCUAUUAUAUUUGGAAAGGCAGGAGCCUCCCAAGCCUACUUGGAUCUUGAACUGUUUCAUUUCAGAUGCCAACUCGACCUAGUUUUUUUUUCUUGGACAUCGGAAUGGCUAGUAGGAUUAAGCAAAUAUCAAGAUUAUAUUAUUGUGAGGAGUCGUUAACAUGACACMAGAAGGAGUCUUGUUCCGGUACGAGUCCAUCCCCGGUUGCCAUAAAUUUCUUUGUAAUUGUUUUCACGGUACCAGAACGAAGUUUCGCACCGGAAAUAGUUUUUAUUUAUUUUAUUUUUUAUUUUUUCGUUAAAUUACAUUCAGCUCUCAAAGCUUGUAUGUGUUUCCAGUGAGUGCACGCGGGAGGUUGUUAAGCACGGAGAAAGCGUAAGAGUCGCACGAGGCAUACCCGAGUGCGACUCUAGCUUCUGAGUGCUAAUUAAGUAACCGACCAGUUCCUUUAAUAGAUCCGCUUCUGUUUGAUUGGUUAUCCUUGUUUUAUUCCUUGUCUUAUGAUAGGAAUGCUCUAUGCUCAUUACUAACUAUUUACGCUACAUUUAUAUGCUAAUAAAUAUUUUGUUGCUGUUGAAA